UCUGAGUCUGCGAACGUUCCCAAUUAACUAAUUAGGGAUUGGAUUUUAACUGACUAACGAAAGAAUUUGAAUUUUAAUUAGUGCGUGCGUACCGGACGGACUUCAGAUAAAUAUUUAUUUUGCAUCUGGUAUAAAAUGUAAAAGGGAACAGUGAGGCAAAUAUGAUUCGAGUUGAACGAUUUCGUUUAUUGAUGUUUUGUGUGUGUACGUUCAGUGCAAGCGCAGCUGAUAAUCCUGCGAAGAACUCGAGUGAGUUGUUACAGUUCGAAGGAUAUUUUCUUGACAGCCUGCAGGACGUGUCCUUCGGUGAGGGACCGGAAACGUUGGAAUGUCCGUCGAACAACGUGAUUACGACGCGACACAAGUGCAACCUGAAUGGAAAAUGGGUCGACUGCACCAGGAAGCAUUGUUGCAAGGAUUACACUUACAUAGCCGGCAGGUGUAUUUACAAGGACGAGGAUCCUUGUUCGAUGAACCUGUGCGAGCAACGCUGCACCAUUUUCUUGCAGAGGGUAAUUUGUACUUGUUUCGAUGGGUACAAGUUUAAUCCCGAAAAUCAACGGUUGGGGAUCAAACCAGUAUGUGUUGACGUAAACGAGUGCACGAGCGGCAACGGCGACUGCCAGCACGAGUGCAUCAACGAGGUGGGAGGCUACCGCUGCGCCUGCAACCGGGGCUACCGACUGCGGACGGACAACAGGACCUGCGAGCCGGACGGCGGACUGCAGGAAACGGCGGCGGGCACGGCGAAACAGGCGGCCCACUCCGAUCGCUGCUACGCCAACUGCGACACCCUAGUCAGGCUCGGCGAUAAGCUCAAAGCGCUGCAGGAAAAGGUGUCGGCGUUAAGUACGGCAAUCCGACUAACAAGUUAUUCAGCCGGUCCGCCAGGACCGCCGGGACCGCCGGGACCGCCGGGCCCGCAAGGGCCAAGAGGUUUAUCGGGUGACGGUAACGUUCCGGAUUAUUCGUAUUCGAUGAUGGAUUCGUUCACGCUCAAUUCUGAUGACCAAAACUGCAGAUGCAAACGUGGAGCACAAGGCCAUCCGGGUGCAAAGGGUCCCCCGGGAGCGAAAGGCGAAGCCGGAGAGAAAGGACAGCGCGGACCGAAGGGCGAUAAGGGAGAUCUGAAUUUUUUACUAUUGCUGCUGGCCGACGUCCGAUUUGACAUUGUCCAUUUGCAGGACCGCGUCUACGGCAAAGGAGAAAAGAUACCGAGCAUAAAUCUGGAAUCUAUAAUGCAGAAAAAGCGGCUGAAGCACAAGUACAACAAGUUCGUGAAACAGCAGAACACGCUCAGCGGAUUUACCAGUCCGAGCGUGCAAUUCACGUCUAAAGGCACGGCUCAAGACGUAAAAACUAUUAGAACGCAAGAAGUGGCGUCUUUGAACGUACAAUAUAUUUCUAGCACGGACGUACCGACGGAUGUUGUGGACGAAUUCCGGGACGAGACUCCCAAUUUGGAAGACCAAUAUGAAUAUUACGACGGGUCGGCCAGUGGAGACAUGGCACAGGAAGACUAUUAUUGAUUUAUUUAUGUUUAAAUAAAUGUAUUUUUACAAAGUUUUUUAGUGCUACUAUGAAAAUAUUAGUUUUGUUGUUUAGAAACAAGACUUUUAUAUUUAGAAAUUUCAUGUAAUAUUUCCUACUUAAUAAAGAAUUAUACAUAAAAAUUUAGAUUAAAUUCAAUAAA
Aethina tumida (small hive beetle) is the source of this 1693-nucleotide messenger RNA. Its product is annotated as collagen and calcium-binding EGF domain-containing protein 1-like. The coding region runs from base 162 to 1529 and encodes 455 amino acids. The record is from RefSeq and is a predicted model, not a curated record. The transcript has 8 exons. Gene Ontology annotation, molecular function: calcium ion binding. Lineage: Eukaryota; Metazoa; Arthropoda; Insecta; Coleoptera; Nitidulidae.